AUAAAACAGCACAGGAAACAAUCUAGACAGAACUCCUACAGUCACUCUGAGAAAUUUGAUAUCUUUGGAAAACUUUGGGAUCUUUGGACUCUCCUCUAAGAUCUCAAAUAAAGCUGUGAGGGCUUGAACAAUGUUUUACCCUCCAACAGGCCCUAAUUCGUAUUUGGAGAGGGCACAGGGCACAAAAACAUCUGAACUAGUGUCUCACAGACUCUAUGUGUGAGUGCCUAUUUUAAGACCAUAAAAUCUAUAAAACACAAGUUGUCCAUUCAUUCCUGCAUCUGGGUAGCCAUCAGUUGCUUUGACAACUCCCCUUUUUUGGCCUGACAUUAAAGGUGGAAAUCUUCCCCUAUAAACAAAAUAAUAUUAUUGCCCAACAGUUGUCAUUCAAGGACGGGCACCAGAGGAAAGAAAAGUACAACAAAAUAAAGUUAAGAGUGCCGCAGGUGAUUCUAAUAUCUGGAAGCAAGUGCAAUAAAACACUUGGCAGCGUUGGCACAUGUGUUAGCCAGCGAGGACCAGAGAAAUGCGAGGAAUGAUAACUUAGCCUCCUUUGUCCUGAGUUGCUCUAUCCUCUCCUCAGUGAGGCCAAAAGUAGGUCAGAGUAAAACUUUUCCAUGCAGCCCAUAAUAUGCAGUUUAACUCUGGAUAUUAGAUGAUAAUUCAUCGACGGUGCUGCAGGAAUGCUUGGUACAAGCUGAUACAAGACAUGGAAUGGUUUCAUUUGUAGCACACUUAGAUUCAUGCAGUUCCUUCACUUUAUUUUCCGGGCUUUGGGUCAGACAGACCUUCAUCAGAGCACACAUAACUCAACUAGAAUGACAUUGACAAAGGCAGACCAAUCCUAAACACUAUAGUCUAAUUCUUAUACUGUAGUAGAAAUUUAAAUGACAUGAAAAAUAGUAAAAGAAAAAAACAUUAUAUGUCUAAACAUAACCUACUUGGCAGCGUUAACAAUGACGGGACGGAAAAACAUAAACUGUCUUUAGCAAACAUGCACAAGUAGAAAAUCACCCAUCAUUUAAAAUGACUGGGUGAUUCCGAAUACGUUUGCGUCUCAUGUCUGCAGGCAUUAUUCUGGUGGUACAAAGUGCAUCUGUUGGAAAACCUUUGUGUUUCACACAGAACUUGAAAAUGAAAUAGGGGUCCCGACUGGGAUGUUGGGGACCACAGGACUAAACUAACUGACGGUAUAUAAAGUAUUUCACAUUGACUCAACCAAGUGCUGCUAAAAACACUGCAGCAUCAGUAUUAACAAUCUAACAACAUUUUCUUUUAAAUAAAUUAGUCUUGCAUGUCCCCUUUUUCACAUUGUCUUUAUCUUUAACUUUAUACUCUACUGCCUUUUCCAUCAACUGUCUGACUGACUGUGGUUGUAUCAUGCCUAUCGUUACAUUGGGCAUAGGCUGCUUGGCCGCUUAGUUCACUUAUGCCUUGGGCUGGCCCUGAGUUAUAGUUUUUGGAUGUUCACAAAUUGGAUUUUGUUCAUGUUCUCCUUCGAAGACUGGAAGUCUUUUCUUUUGUUAUUGCUUUUUAUUUAAAGAUUCUUCCCCCUGACCUGCAUUUGGGUCCCGCUCAACCAAACCGUGACACGUUUGCUUCUUUAAAUACAUUUUGCCAAAACGUUUGUACUUUUACUCAGGUGGGAUCUUAAAUGCAGGACUUUUAUUUCUGCGUUUGUCGGUUGUACUUUGCCUUAAAGGGUUUGUAAACAUCACUCCCCGCCACGCUGAGAAGCGACACAUGCUCCUAUACCUGAGGCUGCGGGUUCGAGCCUCGAGCAGUGCAGUCAAAACUUCAACAACAAACAAUCUUCCUCCAAAAUCGCCUACUGCCCCUUAAAUACAUUAUUAAAUUGUUCUUUCACAGCCUAAUCUUUCGUAACCUAAUCCACAUACAUGGGCAUCGUAACACCUAUCCAUGAUGAGAUCUUGGCCAAGAUGUUUCACAGGUCUCAACACCACCGUCACGCUCUCCACCACAGCUCUUAAAUCAUUGUCAGGUCUCAGCUUUGUGGUACUGGAACAUUUCCAUUAAUAAAGUGUCUAAGAAGUCUUUUGUCUUAUUUUUUUAAAGGCUUAAUUGGUGAAAUAGCAAUUGCUAUUAUAUCAUGCACAUACAUGUAUACAUCUUAAAUGGUCCCUGAUUCAUCAUUAGCUUGUGGACACAUUACUGCGUUAAGAGCAUUUUACUGCCAACUGCUUAGUUCAGAAUUGUAAUUAGAGUUCAAGAGUUCAAUACGAGUAAAGGUACUUAGUUUUGUUUCACCAUGAAAAACAUGGGCUCUGUAAUUUAUUUUUGUAGUCAAUCCCUCAGAGUCGUGCUGCCGUAAACUCACUAGUGCACCAAAUGUGUAUUCAUCUAUUCAUCCGCCGACUGAACUGGAGAACUGGAUUAAUGCAUUGUUGGUUUUGGUCUUUUAAUGGGUUUUGCUGACUCUAAUGUAAAAUAUCUUCAACCAUAUUCUUUAUGAUCACACACACGUGCACCUGAGGUCACUGAGGGAUACCGUAGCCUCAGCCCUCCUAUAACCAUGCAUGAACGAGCACAGUCCUUGAGUGCCAGAGCUCUCCCACGACUUCCUCGUAGUAGUAACACAGGGAGUCGGAGCACUGGCAGCUGCUCCUGGGUGGGAUCGCCAAGAGCCUUUAAACACAGAUGAAGGGAUUGUGGAGAAUGCGCGGCGCAGAUGUUAUUCAAAGCUGCCAACAGGGGCGGCACUCUUGAAAUAUAUUUUCAACAGAUAAAAAAUCACGAGGGGAGGUUUACAAGCUUUUUUUGGAAGAUGGCUACUUUUCAUCCAUGCUUAGUCUCAUAUGGAUUUAUUAAAAGUUUCAGCAGGAUUUAAUGUAGCAAGACACAGAGCUACAACAGAAAUCCACCUGUGGGUAAUAGAACAUAAGAGAUACUUUUCAAAAAGCAUGUCCAUACACCAACACGUACAUUUAAUUGGUGCACAUAGCAGGGGGACAAAAUAACAGGGACACCUGCUACUGUAUGUAUUUCCAAUUAGUGCAAUAUAAACUUUUUGAUUUUGUGAUGAUUUGUUUUUCAUGAAACUAUUUCUAUGAUUUUGUCGACAUGCUGUAUGACAUCAUGUGGACUGUUAUUAAAAGGGCUGGCUCAAUAUUGCAUUAUAAUCUUAUUUUCUUAACACCCAAAUGGUACAUUGGAGCCGACUUGUGUGAAAAACAAGUGAACGAUGAAACUUUAACAUUUUCAAUGAGCACCCCCCCACACACACAGACACACACACACAGACACACAAACACACACACACACACACACACACACACACACACACACACACACACACAUACACUGUCAUUAACAGUGUGAUGUGAAAUGCUCAAAAACCAGAACACAACCAUUAGCAUCUGCAGAUACAUUCAGCCUCUGCUUUAUGUCUAAAAUUGAGGAGUACAAUAAACAGAUAUUGAACAUAACAUGAGGUAAUUGUAUCUUUAAUAAAAACAUUUCUCUUACUUGUAAGUUAAUACAGAAAUGUAUCCGCAUUUAUUGAAAAUAUACGGGUCAGUCCAACGAGUGGUGAAAGAGGAGUAGAGGAGUAGAGAUAGUGAAAGUAUAUUUGCGGUAACGGCUGUCAUAACAGUCACACUGAUGACAUAGGCCAACACAACCUGGUUUCAAAACAGCUGCUGCCCUUUAUCAGAGUGCUCAUCCGUUUAUUCAGCGUAUCGAUGCCAGGCGUAGUAAGGUUUAAUCCUAAUCCACUUGCAUCUUGUUUUGUUUUAGAUGAUCACGGGGGCCGGUCAGAGACACGUGGCUCUGCCGUUCACGAGCCUUUAGCCACUGGUUGUCUGUGUGACAGUGGUGAGUGUGUGGCUGCAGAGCCGGGACAUCCAGAGAUAAGGUUACAGCCACUGGGACAUGUGCUGCAUGUGGGUGGGAAAUGAAAAAGUCUGAGAGAUAAAGUUAGCGUGGCCAGAAGGUGAAAACUGCAAAGGGUCAUGGGAUGUGGCAUGGGAAAAUCAGAAGUACGGCUGAAGAAAUGUGAAAGAGUGACCAACUCAGUUCCAGCAAUCAGAGCGGCUCUGUUGAUCCAGCGCUGGUACCGUCAGUACGUGGCCCGGCUGGAGAUGAGACGCAGGUGCACGUGGAACAUCUUCCAAUCAAUUGAAUACGCCGGAGAGCAGGACCAGAUUAAGCUCUACAAUUUCUUUGACUUCUUGAUGCACCACUUCACCCCAGCCAGCAGUGAAAGAAGCCUCAUAUCUCACAUCUUUCGCGUAAAUGAAAUCUGCCGCGAUGCAGAGUGGGAGAAAUAUUUUUGCUACGAGAGCAUUGAGGUGCCCGACAGCUACACCGGCCCCCGUUUGACCUUCCCUAUGACCUUCUGUGGGGUGUCAAAAGUGGUGCAGGCCUUCAAGCACAAACAACAGCUCCAUGCUCGGUAUGUUCUGCAGCUUCUUAGAGAGACUUGGAGACUUCUAAGAAUUCUAACAAACAUCAGUCACGUCUCCACCUGCCAUACAAAGGAGAUCACCAUAUGCGGAGACUUACACGGGCACCUUGAAGACCUGCUGUUGAUUUUCUACAAGAAUGGUUUGCCGUCCUCCGAGAAACCGUAUGUCUUCAACGGAGACUUUGUGGAUCGUGGCAAAAACUCCCUAGAGAUCCUGCUCAUCCUGUUUGGGUUCCUGCUGGUCUAUCCCAACGAUGUCCAUCUGAACAGAGGGAACCACGAGGACCACAUUGUUAACCUGAGAUAUGGUUUCACCAAAGAAGUUCUGGGAAAAUACAGGGUGCACGGCAAAAAGAUCCUGAAUCUUCUCCAGAAGAUCUUCAGCUGGCUGCCUCUGGCCACAGUGAUCGAUCACAAGGUGCUGAUUGUGCAUGGAGGGAUCUCUGCCACGACGGACCUCAACGCGAUAGCCAGAGUGGACAGGCACAAAUACGUGUCGGCCCUCAGGCCUCCUAAGCCGACCCAUUAUGCAGCCGAUGGCUGCAAGACUCAGGCGAUGGGCAGCAACCACAGAGAGGCCAGUGGACCGGCGGAAGGCCGACGUCGAGUGUGCUCUCUGACUCACCACAGCUCGCCGCCGGCUCAAAGGUCUGACCUACCCCGCCGCUCGCUACAUAACCUGCCAAUGGGCAGUCUGCUCAGCUGGUCGGUGGAAGAGGAGCUGAAGAGGAGGCGCAGGCUGGCUGGGUUCGACCAGUCGUAUGGAGAGCUGCAGAGGUCUGACACUGAGUCUGGAGCGACAGCGGAGACGGAUGAGCAUGAGUGGAAACAAAUAGUGGAUGUUUUGUGGAGUGACCCCAUGCCCCAAAAUGGCUGCAUUCCCAAUGAGGUACGAGGUGGAGGCUGCUACUGGGGGCCAGAUGUCACCGAGGAAGUGCUGGGAAGACACAACCUGCAGCUCCUCAUCCGCUCCCACGAGUGCAAACAGGACGGCUACGAGUUCUGCCACAACCGCAGGGUGCUGACUAUAUUUUCGGCUUCGAACUACUAUGAGAUGGGCAGCAACAGGGGAGCCUACAUCAGAAUGGGCCCUGAUCUGGUCCCUCACUUCAUUCAGUAUCAGGCCAGCCAAGCAUGCAGAGAGCUCACCCUGAGACAAAGUGUUGGGUGGACAGAGAGAUCAGCCCUGCGAGCUCUGAGGGAACAACUGUUUGUGCACAAGUCGGAUCUCAUCAGUGCCUUCCAGGAGUUUGAUCCGAACAACACAGGGAAGAUCAGUCUCAGUCACUGGGCCAGUGCCACAGAGAGUGUGCUGAAGCUGGGUCUGCCCUGGAGGGUGCUGCGCCCUCAGCUUGUCAGCAGCACCCAGUACGGCAUAGUGGACUACCAGAUGUGGAUAAGGGAGCUAUCCAUCACUGAGCCCAAACUACAGAUAUCUGACACCAGCAUCCUGGAGACUAUGUACAAGAACCACUCCAACCUGGAAACCAUCUUUCGAGUCAUAGACACAGAUCACUCUGGUUCGAUCUCUUUCGAGGAGUUCCGUCAGACCUGGAGACUCCUGUGCUCACAUCUAAAGACAGAGAUCAGCGACGAGGCCAUCGCGGACCUGGCCCACAGCAUUGAUUUCAACAAGGACGGGAGCAUCGACAUCAAUGAGUUCAUGGAGGCUUUCCGGCUGGUGGACCUCUCCGCUCACGCCUGAGAGCCUGGACCAGAAGCUGGAACUGUAGCUGCUGAUCUGAGCAGCACAGAGAACAUCAAGAACUCUGUGGAAAUUCAGGAUGGUCAGUAGUAACUCGCCCGCAUGACCUGGGCCGGCUCAGAGUGCCUGCGCAAACUAGACCUUUUCUACCUCUUAGACUUUUAGCAGAUUUUUACCAUAUUAAAUUUCAUUAAGGCCUAUUCAGGGAGUGUAAGGUGUAUAUUUUUCUAUUUAUCUUGACUUGAGACUUGAGUCUGCACUGGCUAUAAAGACAAAAUAUUUUUCAAAAACAGCAAGUCCAUUACAUUAGCCACUACUAGUAUAACACACCUGAACCUCCAGGUCUGGUCAGGUUGCAUUCUGGGUAAUGCAGGCACAAGGUUGUGGCAAGAUAGAAUACAUGGAAUGUUAAUCCUGUAUUAUCCUCUUUUUUUUUUAUAACCGUCAAUGGUAAGUCAGACAAAGCUAGUCGAGUGUAAACUGAGAGACACACACACCAGGUUUUGAGAGAUUUGCUCAGUGAAUUGUUUAUGUCCUUUUGAAAAUGCGGCUUUGACCCUGUUGAGUAAAAUCUAAAUAUUAGUGUUGAAAAAUGUUUCGGUGGCAGUGAUACAGUGGUUAGCACCGCUGCCUCCCAACAACAAGGUUCUGGGUUUGAACCUGAGCCUGGGGCCCCUCUGUGUAGACAUGUUCUCAGUCAACGUUGUUUCGUUUUUAACCGGGUACGGUACACAGUCUUCCUCCAUCAGUCCAAAGACAUGCAGGUUAAUUUAAAAUGAAUGGAUGAAUAAAAAAAAAGGAAUUAGGAGUUUGUAAAAGCUAAAACUAAAACCACACACAAUGUGAAUGUGUGUGGUAAACAUUAA
Messenger RNA from Scophthalmus maximus (turbot), 6997 nucleotides. Its product is annotated as serine/threonine-protein phosphatase with EF-hands 2-like. The record is from RefSeq and is a predicted model, not a curated record. Gene Ontology annotation, biological process: negative regulation of MAPK cascade; detection of stimulus involved in sensory perception. NCBI's taxonomy places the organism in Eukaryota, Metazoa, Chordata, Actinopteri, Pleuronectiformes, Scophthalmidae. The coding region runs from base 3972 to 6131 and encodes 719 amino acids. The transcript has 18 exons. Gene Ontology annotation, molecular function: Hsp90 protein binding; iron ion binding; manganese ion binding. Gene Ontology annotation, cellular component: nucleus; cytosol.